This is a messenger RNA of Limulus polyphemus (Atlantic horseshoe crab), 5229 nucleotides long. Its product is annotated as syntaxin-like. Gene Ontology annotation, molecular function: SNAP receptor activity; SNARE binding. The record is from RefSeq and is a predicted model, not a curated record. Gene Ontology annotation, biological process: intracellular protein transport; exocytosis; synaptic vesicle fusion to presynaptic active zone membrane. NCBI's taxonomy places the organism in Eukaryota, Metazoa, Arthropoda, Merostomata, Xiphosura, Limulidae. The coding region runs from base 229 to 1101 and encodes 290 amino acids. The transcript has 10 exons. Gene Ontology annotation, cellular component: presynaptic active zone membrane; synaptic vesicle; plasma membrane.
CAUUAUAGAGGUCGCCAGAUUUGGACUUCACUUAGGUUGUGAUACAGAGACAGAGUGAUAGUUAAGUUUAAUCAAUUCGUAGGCUUAUAAGUUCCAUGAAACAUAGAUGUUGCUUUCGGAUAGCUUGAACGCAUAAUGUGCGAAAAGAAAGUUUAUUUAUUACAAGAAACUUAAACAAAUAAUACUUUAGUUUGAGAAGAUAAUUUUUAACACUGACUUCAGUUCAGAAUGACGAAGGAUCGAUUGGCAGCGUUGAAAGCGUCUCAAGGGGAUGAUGAUGUUGCUGUUGCUGUUGAAGAUGUUAGGGGUGGAGGGUAUAUGGAUGAAUUCUUCCAAGAGGUUGAAGAAAUCCGAGAAAACAUAGAGAAGAUACAAGCUAAUGUGGAAGAAGUGAAGAAGAAACACAGUGCUAUCUUGUCAGCACCACAGACAGAUGAAAAGGUCAAGCAAGAAUUAGAGGAUCUCAUGGCUGACAUAAAAAAGGCUGCCAAUAAGGUUCGCACCAAGUUAAAAGUGAUGGAACAAAACAUCGAACAGCAAGAACAAACUAGCAUGAUGUCGGCAGAUUUUAGGAUACGCAAAACUCAACAUUCUAUGCUGUCUCAAAAGUUUGUGGAGGUUAUGACAGACUACAAUAAGACACAAACAGAUUACAGAGAGAGGUGUAAAGCACGGAUUCAGCGGCAGUUGGAAAUUACGGGUAAAGUAACAACAAAUGAAGAACUAGAAGAUAUGUUGGAAACUGGAAAUCCUGCAAUUUUCACACAAGGAAUCAUUAUGGAGACACAGCAAGCCAAACAAACACUAGCUGAUAUUGAAGCCCGUCACAAUGAUAUCAUUAAGCUGGAGAACAGUAUCCGAGAGCUGCACGAUAUGUUCAUGGACAUGGCCAUGUUAGUUGAAAGUCAGGGAGAAAUGAUUGAUAGGAUUGAAUAUCAAGUGGAACAUGCAAAGGAUUAUAUAGAAGCGGCUAAGCAGGAUACGAAAAAGGCUCUUGUUUAUCAGAGUAAAGCUAGAAGGAAAAAGAUAAUGAUCAUGAUCUGUGUUAUCAUCUUGGUGGUGAUCUUGGUGUCUACUCUGGGAGGGUAUCUAGGGAUGUGAAGAUGUGUCUCUUCUCUUUUCCUCCCACUUGCUCUGCAGCAGUGUGGAACAUUUACCCACACACAGUGGUAAUGCUGAAUUUAGCUGAAGGCUUUAGCUUUUUUAAAUGUGACACACAGUUUGUAAGUCCUGUGAAUUUGUUGUUGUUUUUUUUGUAAUUAUUUAUUUUUUCAUAGUUGUUAUUAAUUCAAUUCAAUCUCCCCUUUUUAUAACCUAAAGAUCCUAAUUCUCAUUUAUAUUAGAUACCUUCCCCCUUAAACAAAGAAAUUUCUCUGUACAUGUGUGUGUUUAUACAUUUAUACACAUACAUAGAUACAAUACUAUUCGACGUGGCCCUUACUUAAACUAAGAGGAAUAUGUGUGAAUAUAUAUAUCAGCUAAUAUGAAUCUCUCCUUUUAUCAGUAUUCAAUGUUUUAGUACACCUUGAAUAACGACUUCUGUUGAUCUGAAUCUUUCAAUUCUUAUUGCUCCAGAAUAAUCUGAUUUCGUUCAGGUAAUGUAACAGUAUGUUAACACUGCAGACUUCUGGAUUAACCCCAAGCAGUUUGUUUACCCUUUAAAAUAUAUGGAGGGUUCAAAUAAACUGUGUUUGAAGUAGGUAAGAUAUGAGGUAAGAAAAGUAAAAUUAGAAAUCUUGAUAUACCAAGUAUUUGGUGAGAAAAAAACGCGUAUGUUGGUAACCGUUUAAGUUUCUUAAAAAAUCUUCUAUAUUAUACUACCUUUUUAAAACUCGCUUCUUGGUGGAGGCUUGAAAAGUACUAGGUCAGUCUAUAUUUUCGGCACCACGAAGCAAAGUUCAGGAUAUAUUUACGCAACUGUUUAAGUAUGUAAAAGAUUAUGAAGGUGUUCUGCUCAAACAAUCACUAGAAUAUUAAGAAUGAUGACUUCUUAUUUUCAUGAUGUGAGGAUUAUUUAGUUUUUCAGUAUUUUAAAUUUUUUUUACACCUCGACAUUAAAGACCUUCUUCUAGUUUUAAACGGAUUAUAACGUUAUACAAGUUUAUUCAGCAUUUUCAUAUAAUGUUUUAUCAUUUAUGUUACGUGGCUUAGAUACAAAUCUGUCAAUUUUUGGUGAAUAUGCACAUCAUUGUUGAAUGUUGUUAUUCACAGAUGUUGUAUAGGAAUUUGAAAGAUGUGAUGAAAAAAAAAAAGUUGCUUCAGGAUGUUUUACUUAUUAGCUUCAAGCAAAAAUAGGAUGUAUGACUGACAGAGUUUGCAAGUACAAUAAUUAAAGACGAAUCGGUGGUAAAAAUCCUGAUCCCAGGAGUUGGUAAAGCAUUGAAAAUAACAGUUCAAACAUGUUAUCCCCUUAAGGACUUUAUUUUACUUGUAUAACUCAUUCUAUCAAAGUUCCAUUGCCAAGAAAAACCUCCAGAAGCUACACUUCACUGUUUCUCUGCACUAGAAGUGAUUUAAAAUGUUAAUUUUGUUAGGUGGUCUACUUAUUUCUCCUUUUUUCCUAGUUUAGGGUUUAUUGAACAAAACUAGGAAGUGGCCUUCUAAAUUACUCACACCAGCCAGUAAUGGCUGCCAUUUUCUCGUGAUUCUUUUACAUAGGUUAAAUGGGGGUUCAUCAUAUAUGAAGCCUUAUAGUAGCUGAUGUGGGAAACAGUACAGGUGACAGUGGAGAGAGACAGUAAAUAAAGAACAGUAUUGUUGCAAUAACUCACCUAUCUUACUGGCCUGUAUAAUAUUAAAUUGAUAAGAAUUUUUCUGUCACUUGGUUGACAAACUUUCAUUGUUAUACAAAGAUCAAUACUUCUAUGUACGUUAGUGUACAUGUGGCUCUUGUGUGUUUUCUUUCGUGUCACAGAUUGUAAAAUUGAAACGUGUAUUAAUAAUGUCAUAAAUACUGCCCCAAAUAUAAAUGUAAAAUUAGAUUGUAUAUUUCUUGCAUGUGUUUCAUCACAUUAUAUGUGUAAAAGUGUUUUAACCAUAUGUAAUACAGUUUUUCUCUUUGCUCUCUAAGCAACCCCCCCCCCCCCAAAUAAAAGAACUUGCUUAAUUGUAUUUCUUUUAUUACUGAUAUUUUUCUGCAGAAUGGAAAUAACUCUGAUUAAUGAUUCAUUGUAGGUAAUUAACCAUGUUUGUCUGUCCCUUUGGUAGAUUUAUUCUUUUCAUAAUUUUUAAAACACAUUUGAAAAGUUCCAGUAAAACAAAUGUCGGUGCAGUCAUUAGUACUGAUUUGUUCUUGUAUUUUCUUUUAAUAUAAUAAUGGAGAACAAAGAACUAGGUAAAUAACAGAUACUUGAGUUUUCAGACUCUAUGUUGGGAUAUAGAACCCACAUUCAGGCAUAGCUCAGACCAAAGUCCUCUGUUGUAGACCUGAUUUGGACUUUAUUACUUUAGUGCUUUUUAUAAUUGUUCCCUAAUCUUGGUAAGUUGUGUUGACAUCAUAUUUCUACUCUCUUCCGAAGUUUCAGCAAAUACAGAAACUUUAUUAAAUAAUACUACCACGUAAUGUUUUCAUUACUUUCAAUUAGAAAAUCCACUAAAAACUAGGGAAAUCCUAUAUUUUCUCCACUAUCCAAGAGAACAGUACGUAACUGAGUCAUUUGCUAAUAUGUACUUACUUUUAACAAUCCGUAGGUGUGACCAACUGACAAAAUUUUAGCCUUUCUUCGUAAAAAAACUGCAAACUGCACGAGUAAAGAAUUUGGUUAAUUGCCUGAUUUUUAAAUUACUGAUUGUUAAUGUUUUUCUAAUAAUAAAGAAACACGAGUAGAUUUAUUCAGUCAUUUGCCUGAUUUUGACUGUUUAUAAUGUUCAGUCAGUUUAACAAAUUGGGCAAGUCACACUUUGUAGGUAAAGAUUGUAAGUACAUAUUCCAGUCAUUUCUCUGUGACUAUUCCCAGAUACUUUACUCAUUGCAAGUGUUUAUUUAUGUUUAAUAAAACCCGCAAAGUCUCUUGUAUUUUGUCUACAUCUUUUCUUGUAUGAAUGUUUCAAAGUAUCUAUAAUUUGAUAGGUUUUUCAAAUAUCAAUUUGAAAAAAAAAUAAUAUUUCCAUAUUGGUUUUAAAAUUUAAAUCCUUGCAUUUUUUUAAGGUAUUAGUAAAUUUACCCAUUGUUGCUUCAAUAUUUGUUUACUGAAUGAAGAACAUAAUUCAAUGUAAUAUGUUUGCGUAGAAAGAUAAAAUGCAAUACCCAAGCUUCCAAAUUAGAUACUUGGUACUGUGAAGAUUAAAGCCCUAAAAUGAAGUGCACUUACGUAUAGAUUGUAAAAUAAACAACAAGUUAUCUGAAGGUUGGCCUCUCUAAAACCUAGAAAACGUAAACAACAAGUUAUCUGAAGGUUGGCCUCUCUAAAACCUAGAAAACGUAAACAACAAGUUAUCUGAAGGUUGGCCUCUCUAAAACCUAGAAAACGUAAACAACAAGUUAUCUGAAGGUUGGCCUCUCUAAAACUUAGAAAACGUAAACAACAAGUUAUCUAAGGUUGGCCUUUCUAAAACCUAGAAAACGUAAACAACAAGUUAUCUGAAGGUUGGCCUUUCUAAAACCUAGAAAACGUAAACAACAAGUUAUCUGAAGGUUGGCCUCUAAAACCUAGAAAAUGUAAAGAAGUUAUCUGAAGGUUGGCCUCUCUAAAACCUAUAAAACGUAAACAAAAUUCACUAAGGAAUAGUCUUAUUGUAAUAAUUUUUAUGACUUUUCCUCCAUAGUCAUAACAGGUAUCUAUAGUGUCAGUUAACCAAAAUCACUAAUUAUAGUAACAAAUGGUUAUAGAAUACUCUGGAUUAGAUUCUCUAGAAGGAAGAGUUAGAUUAGCUCAUUAAUAAGAAUACUAGGUAAUUUUGUAAUCCAGGCUUGUGACUAAAAUUUUAUCAGUAAUAAUUCUGAUACUUCUUUAAAAUGUGAUUCAAGACAAAAUAAUCUUAAUAAAACAAGUGGACUAGCUUCAUUAGUGAUGAUACUUAAUACUUCACUAACACGGGUGAUUCAAGACAAGCUGGUUUUAAUAAAACAAGUGGACUAGCUUCAUUAGUGAUGAUACUUAAUACUUCACUAACACGGGUGAUUCAAGACAAAAUAAUCUUAAUAAAACAAGUGGACUAGCUUCAUUAGUGAUGAUACUUAAUACUUCACUAACACGGGUGAUUCAAGACAAAAUAAUCUUAAUAAAACAA